AUGUCAACCGAACCCCCAACUCCCGUUUGGUUUAUCACCGCUGCCAGCUCGGGCUUUGGCUUCGAAAUCGCACGAGCUGCUCUUGAAAGAGGGCACCAUGUAAUCGCGACCGCGCGCGAUCCAGCGAAACUUCAAGACCUCGAGAAGAAAGGCGCAUACACGAUUGCUUUCGACGUGACGAGCUCCUACCCCGAGAUUGAAAAGGUCGCACAUCAUGCCGUGGCCAAAUACGGCCGAAUUGAUUACUUGAUCAAUGCCGCAGGCUACAUUCUCGAAGGCGCAGUCGAAGAGGUCACGCCCGAUGAAGCUCAACAGCAAUUCAAUGUCAAUGUUUUCGGCACAACAAACACGAUUCGUGCUUUCCUUCCACUGAUAAGGGAACAAGCUUUGCCAGGAUCUGGUCACCCCCGUGCGACCAUCGCUACAUUUGGAAGCCUGGGAUCCUGGAGAGGCGGAGCGAGCUUUGCAUUCUACGGCAUGACCAAAGCAUGCAUGUCAUCCCUAGCGGAAUCACUUCGUAUCGAGUUGGAGCCGUUUGAGAUCGCGGCUACUGUCAUCGAGCCGGGGUACUUUCGGACGGGAUUCUUAAAGCCCGGGGCAAAGGUCUCGGCGGAAGCACGAAUCCCUGCGUAUGAAGACGAGAAAACGCCUUCUGGUCAGACACGAAAUGCCUUGUUAGCAGUCAAUGGUAACCAACCUGGUGAUGUGAAAAAGGGUGCGGACACAACUGUCGACAUUUUGACGGCGUCGGGAUCUGCAAAGGGUAGACAGCUGCCACCCCGAGUCGUCCUAGGCAGCGAUUGCGAGGUGACUAUCAGAAGCAAAUGUCAAAACACUUUGGAAUUACUCGAUAGCUGGGGUCCCAUUGCAAGGUCCACAGACUAUGCAAAAUAA
Molecule: messenger RNA, 894 nt
Organism: Penicillium waksmanii
Lineage: Eukaryota; Fungi; Ascomycota; Eurotiomycetes; Eurotiales; Aspergillaceae
Product: SDR family oxidoreductase
Exons: 1
Coding region: 1-894 (297 amino acids)
Source: RefSeq, a predicted model, not a curated record